AUGACGAUAAAGGCCUUCUUGGGGACUUAUGGGACGCCAUCAAAGGUCUUGGAGGCUCCAGAUGAGGAGCUUGAAAGCUUCAUAGACCCAUUGGGUCUUCAGGAGACACGGAUCAAGGCCGUCAAACAGAUGUCUCAGGCCUUCUUCGAGAAGGAAUGGGAGGAUCCAGUGGAGUUCUAUGGCUGUGGUAAGUUCACAUCGGACAGCUGGCGCAUCUUCUGCCGGGGGGUGAAAGCGAGUAAAGGGGUGGAAGAUGCAACUCUGCUGCGCUACCUCAGAUGGCUGAACACUGGGAGCCUCAAAGAUCCAAAGCCUGCAAGACCAAGAAUGCCAAAUGCCUAUGCAGCCUAA
Coccomyxa subellipsoidea C-169 is the source of this 351-nucleotide messenger RNA. RefSeq lists its product as hypothetical. The record is from RefSeq and is a predicted model, not a curated record. The transcript is spliced from 3 exons. The coding region runs from base 1 to 351 and encodes 116 amino acids. Gene Ontology annotation, cellular component: nucleus. Gene Ontology annotation, biological process: base-excision repair. Lineage: Eukaryota; Viridiplantae; Chlorophyta; Trebouxiophyceae; Coccomyxaceae. Gene Ontology annotation, molecular function: DNA binding; catalytic activity.